Molecule: messenger RNA, 1361 nt
Organism: Cynara cardunculus var. scolymus (artichoke)
Lineage: Eukaryota; Viridiplantae; Streptophyta; Magnoliopsida; Asterales; Asteraceae
Product: protein LATERAL ROOT PRIMORDIUM 1-like
Exons: 5
Coding region: 1-1245 (414 amino acids)
Biological process (GO): positive regulation of DNA-templated transcription
Cellular component (GO): nucleus
Molecular function (GO): DNA-binding transcription factor activity; DNA binding
Source: RefSeq, a predicted model, not a curated record
AUGUCAGACAUAGUUGUUGAGAAGAGGAUUCAAUAUGCUCUUCAGCCUCAGAUAAAUGAUGCUGAGGAUCUCUUAAAUAAGAGGAGUAGUAGGCUGCAACCUUCAGAUUCAGGUGCGUUUGCAGACUGGGUUGCUAAUCCCUCCUCUUCUAGACCUUCCGAACACGACCUCUCUUUGGGCUUCAAUGCCGGUCCCGCCUCCGCCGUUGGUGGGUCGACGGGGAUUUGGUCGUCCUCCGUCUCCGCCGCUGCUCGCCAUAUCAACUAUGGUGCUGAAAUUGGCAUGUUGGGUCUUCGUGACGUGUUUGUUGUUGCUCCUUCAAGUCAUCAUCUCUCUGAUCAUGCGCAUGCUCACUCUCUCAACACUCCAAUCUCAAAUGCCACCGCCGCUGCGGCCACUGCGACGGCCCUUGGCGUUGGGGUCAUCCCUCUUUUAACUGCCACCACUUCAAGCAACACCACUAAUACUACUACUGCUAAUAAUAAUAAUAGCAUUCAGUUCUGGCAACCUCAGAAUCAACACAAUUAUUUAAAGAAACCCAUGAUUCCCGAUCACGGUUUUCUCCACGGCGGCGGGUCGGCAUCGUUGACGUCGGGAUCCACCAUGACUUGCCAAGACUGUGGUAACCAAGCUAAGAAAGACUGUAGCCAUCGGCGGUGCAGGACAUGCUGUAAGAGUAGAGGGUUUGAUUGUGCUACCCACGUGAAAAGCACUUGGGUCCCCGCCGCUCGCCGUCGAGAACGUCAGCUCAUGACAUCCACCACCACCGGCGGCGGCGGCGCUGCAGCAGGUUCAUCAGCCUCCACCUCCGCCACUAAAAAGCCUCGACUCACUUCUCAGACCACCGCUACCACCGCCUCCCACACUUCAACUUCAAAUACCACGCCUCCAAGAAGCUUCAACAGCAGUUCUAGCCAUCACCACCAAGAUGCAAGCUUUAUGCAAUCAUUACCGGGGCAAGUGCGUGCUCCGGCGGUGUUCAAAUGUGUGAGAGUGACGGCGGUUGAAGACGGAGACGACGAAUAUGCAUAUCAAGCAUGUGUGAAAAUCGGUGGUCAUGUGUUCAAAGGUUUUCUCUAUGAUCAAGGAGCUGAAACAAGAGACCAAACUAACAUUCCAAAUUUAUCUGAAUUACAUUUGGGCGGUGGAGGACGGCGGAAUGUGGGUGGUUCUUUAAUUUCACCACCACUUAACCACCCAUCAACAUCCGUUUAUGGUUCCUCCGGUGGCGGAUUGCUUGGUUGACACCAUUAUUAAUAUUAAUUAAUUAAGCCCUAAAUUUCAUGGAAUCAAUUAAUUGGCUUUGUACUGUUUGUUGUCCAAUCAAAUAUCUUAUGGCAUAAUCCGGAUUUUCUGUGUGC